This is a messenger RNA of Camelus dromedarius (Arabian camel), 2265 nucleotides long. RefSeq names its product leucine rich repeat neuronal 4 (gene LRRN4). Gene Ontology annotation, cellular component: extracellular matrix. Gene Ontology annotation, molecular function: protein binding. Lineage: Eukaryota; Metazoa; Chordata; Mammalia; Artiodactyla; Camelidae. The record is from RefSeq and is a predicted model, not a curated record.
AUGUGGUGGGCCCUGCUGCUGCUGCUGCUGCUGCUGCUGCUGCUGCUGCUGCUGCUGCUGCUGCUGCUGCUGCUGCUGCUGCUGCUGCUGCUGCUGCCGCCGCCUACAACGCCGCGCCUGAGCCGGGCAGAGCCUCUCCAGAAAAACGCGGUUUUCCGGCUCACUCACCGGAGCCCUUGGGGGAGCCGGGCCAGCAACGCCACGGUCUCGCCCUGCGACGGGCUCCCGGCGGCGGGGAUCGCGACCCUGAGUCUCGCGAACCGCAGCCUGGAGCGCCUGCCGGGCUGCCUGCCGCGCACGCUGCGCAGCCUCGACGGCGGCCACAACAUGCUGCGCGCCCUGAGCGCGCCGGAGCUCGGCCGCCUGCCGGGCCUGCGGGAGCUGGCGCUGCGCCACAACCGCAUCCCCGAGCUGCGCUGGGGCCCCGGCGCGCCCGCCGCGCUGAGCGCGCUCGACCUCAGCCACAACCGGCUGGCCGCCCUGCCGCCGUGCGCCGCGCCCGCGCUGCCCGGCCUCCGCGCGCUGGCGCUGGCCGGGAACCCGCUGCGGGCGCUGCAGCCCGGGGCCUUCGCCUGCUUCCCCGCGCUGCGCCUGCUCAACCUCUCCGGCACCGCGCUGGGCCGCGGCGACCAGGCCGCCAUCGCCGACGCCGCCUUCGCCGGGGCGGGCGGCGCGCCCCUGGCCGCGAUCGAGGUCCUGGACCUCAGCGGCACGUUCCUCCCGCGCGUUCAGUCGGGAUGGAUCAGAGACUUGCCAAAGCUCAAGUCCCUCUACCUGAGGAAGAUGCCCAGACUGAGGAGCUUGGAGGGAGACAUAUUCAAGACCACCCCUGAGCUGCAGCUGCUGGACUGUCAAGAUUCGCCAGCACUUACGUCUGUCCAUACGCACAUCUUCCAAGACACUCCUCGCCUACAGGUCCUCCUAUUCCAGAACUGCAACUUUAGUUCCUUCCCCCCGUGGAACCUGCAUUCCUCCGAGGUCCUGUCCAUUAACCUCUUCGGCAACCCCCUCACUUGCAGCUGUGAGUUGUCAUGGCUCCUCAUUGAGGCAAAGAAGAUUGUCCUAAGCAGGGCAGCAGACACUCUGUGUGUACCAGCUGCAGGAUCCGAUGGCACUUCCUCAGCCCUGCUCUCGCUGUCCCAGCUGCCCAGUGUGUGCCAUUUGGACCAAAACACCACCCUCCUUGAUUCCAACCCACCCUCCUCGUUCUAUUCCACCCACGCACCAUCUAUACAGGGUCCCUCCACCCUGCAGAGCACAACCCCCUCCACUCAACCUGCGGGAGGCCGACAGAGUGUCACCAAGGUUCCCUCCCUCCCUGUGGAUUCUCCCACACGAGCCACCGGGCCGUACAGCCGUGCGGAGGAGGGGGCCGUCCCCUCCACUACCACCUCUCCAGCAGGUUCCAGCAACUCCGGCCAUCCACCCAGGGCUGCUGGCACCGCCGGGCCAGAGCACCGAGAACAUGCUACGCGGCUUGUUCGGGAGCCUAGCAUUUCAGCUGCCUUCACCCCAUGGGCCAGCAAACACCCUGCUCUCUUUCCUGCCUCCCGGAACCCACUGAGCACUCCCCAGCCCCACCAGGCAACAUGGGCCACCCCGGUGGCUCCGCACCCGCGUCCUUCCGAGGGCGGGAUUGCAGUCUUGAGGCUGGACCUCCAGGAGGAGGAGGUGGGGGCACCGGCCUGGGAUGCCCCCUGCGAUUACCACCCCUGCAGGCACCUCCAGACGCCGUGCGCAGAGCUGCAGCGGCGCUGGCGGUGCCGGUGCCCGGGCCUCAGCGGGGAUGACACCCUCCCGGACCCCCCCAGGCUGCAGCCGGUGGCCGAGACCACCGACACGUCGGCGCUGUGCGCCCCCAACUCGGUGGUGAGGGCCUACCAGAUCCGCUACUCGCCCGAGGGCCGGCCGGGGAACCAGUCGGUGGUGGGGGACGUCUGCGCCACCGCGCGCCAGCACGCCCUGCACGGGCUGUCGCCGGCCACCGCCUACCGCGUGUGCGUCCUGGCGGCCAACGGCGCGGGCCUGAGCCCGUCUGGGGCGUGCGCCGCCUUCAGCACCAGGCGCAGCCCCGCGCUGGUCGCCGCCGGGCUGGGCGCCGCGGGCGGCCUGCUGCUCCUGAGCACCGCGCUGCUGGCCGCCGGCCUCUGCCAUCGGCGCGGGACCCCGCGCGGUCCGCGCCGCCACGCGCGCCUGGUGGCCUACCGCAACCCCGCCUUCGCCGCCGCGCCCCCGGCCGCGCUCCCGCGGGCGCGCACGCGCUGA